CCAAACAAAAGGUACCAUUUCUACAUUUUCUCUUUUUCUUCAUAGAGUGAGAGUGGAAGUAGGGGUUUAAGGUUCUUGAAGGUAAGUUGUUCGCCCUGCGUAUACCGAUUCUCCCUUCAAGUUUUUUAAAACAGAAAAAUCCCAAUCCAUCAAUGGACAAGGAGAAAACAGGGGAUGACGAGAAGCAGCAGAAAGACACUUCCUUUGACCUCAAUGAUUACACCAUCAUCAAAGAAGGAGAAGCUGAGAUUCUUAUGCAUUCCAAAAAUCAAGUCUUUUACAACAAAACCCAGGUGAAUAAUAGAGAUAUGUCUAUUGCUGUUUUGAGGACCUUUAUAUCACAGCGCAAGCUGGAGCAUGAAUCAAUGUUGGACAGACGAGUGAAGACUGGCCCUAAAGUACCAGAUGAAUCAGUUUCUGAAAUGGAACCUCCAGCUGAUUCUGUGCACUAUAAUGGAAAAUUCAAUGAUGGAUAUGAACUCUUGGAAGAGAUGUCCUCGGAUGAACCAUGUAGCAUCUCAGGGGCGCCGACCAGAAAUCUACGGGAAAAAGAUCGAGAAGAGCUGAAGCCAGCACGAGUUCUUGAGGCUCUUUCAGCUUCUGGAUUGAGGGCUUUAAGAUAUGCACGUGAAGUAGAAGGAAUUGGUCAAGUUGUGGCCCUUGACAAUGAUAAAGUCUCUGUUGAAGCUUGCAGGAGAAACAUAAGAUUCAAUGGUCCUGUGGCAUGCUCAAAGCUGGAGUCCCACCUUGCGGAUGCUCGAGUUUAUAUGCUUACCCAUCCCAAAGAAUUUGAUGUGGUUGAUCUUGAUCCUUAUGGAUCACCAUCUCUGUUCUUGGAUUCUGCUGUUCAAUCUGUUGCAGAUGGGGGGAUGUUAAUGUGUACUGCUACUGAUUUGGCAGUGCUAUGUGGGGGAAAUGGAGAAGUAUGCUAUUCCAAAUAUGGCUCCUAUCCUUUGAGAGGGAAAUAUUGCCAUGAAAUGGCUUUGCGGAUCCUUCUUGCCUGCAUCGAGAGCCAUGCAAAUCGGUACAAAAGAUAUAUUGUUCCAGUAUUAUCUGUUCAGAUGGACUUCUAUGUACGUGUUUUUGUUCGUAUCUAUAGUUCAGCAAGUGCUAUGAAGAAUACUCCUCUGAAGCUCUCAUAUGUCUAUCAGUGCACUGGUUGUGAUUCUUUCCAUCUUCAGCCAGUCGGAAGAACUAUCGCAAAGGAUAACAGCCUCAGAUACCACCCCGGAUUUGGCCCAGCUGUUCCUCAAGAGUGCAGUGAUUGUGGAAAAAAAUUCAAUAUGGGUGGACCGAUAUGGUCUGCGCCCAUCCAUGAUCAAGAAUGGGUAGCUGCCAUACUUGCUGAUGUGAAAUCAAUGAAGGAACAGUAUCCAGCUUAUGAUCGAAUCUGUGCUGUGCUGACAGCAAUUUCAGAGGAAUUACCUGAUAUUCCUCUGUUUCUGAGUUUGCACAAUAUCUCCGCAACACUGAAAUGCACUUCUCCCUCAGCAAUUAUCUUUCGCUCUGCUGUAAUCAAUGCUGGAUAUCGCAUAUCGGGGACUCAUGUGAAUCCUUUGGGAUUGAAAACAGAUGCUCCUAUGCAUACCAUUUGGGAUAUCAUGCGCUGCUGGGUCAAAAAUCAUCCUGUGAAAGCUCAACCAUCUAACCAGGCUGGAAGUAUGAUUCUUGCUAAGGAACCUGUUCUGCAGGCUAAUUUUGCUCGGGCUGUUGCAUCCUUUAGCAAGGCACAGGCUAAGAAGGUUGCUCGUUUCCUUCCUAAUCCCGAAAAGCAUUGGGGCCCAAAACUCAGGGCAGGUCGCAAGAUUACUGAGAGGAUUGUGAAAAUGCUUGUAGGACUUGGGAGGUAGAUAUUUCAUUUGUGUCGGUUUUUUGAAUCUUAAAGGAGGUAGGCCAUUUCUUUUUUCACUUUCCCUUUAUUACCUUUUAUCUUAGUUUUGAUAUUACUCCGAUUUAAUAAGUUCUUUGUGUAACAUGUUGUUUCUUGUUCUCCAUUCGUUUUCUUAGAAAAAAAAAAAGAAAUUAGUACUACUAUGUAAAAACAUUAGCCUAAUGUCAUACUGUCAAUAGUUGUUAUGACUUUAUCCAUGUUAUCUCAAGCUGUAAAGCUGCACUAAGUCACUUACUGUUGUUUCCAACAAAACAGAGAGAAGGUAGAUUAUGGAGUGGAGUUUCUCUUUUUCUGCAUCUAAAUGCUGGAUUUUGAUUAGUGGUAUUGCGAAGUCAGUGAUUACAGCUCAAGGAUUUUCAAAGUUGAUAAUUGAAAAAUAAAAAAUUGCUGCACCCUUCAUUGUACCUGUAAAAUGGUAUAAAUAAGUUGUUUCUUGCUGUAGGUGGUAUUCUUCUGGAACUAAUGCUUCUAAAGAUUUGUUGUCCCCUUGAUUGCAGCCUCGCUAAACAUGAGUUACAAAUUAUUAGAUAUUUCGAAGCUUAAAACAGGAUCUGCUCCUGCUCGUAGUAUUUUAGAAAUGACAUGAUUGUAUAAAAAGCUUUUAUACCAUCAGGUGAUUAUAAACUCUAGAGGUGGAUUUUGAUAAAUAAAAUAGCCUUCCUAUAUUUCACAAGCA
Molecule: messenger RNA, 2567 nt
Organism: Nicotiana tabacum (common tobacco)
Lineage: Eukaryota; Viridiplantae; Streptophyta; Magnoliopsida; Solanales; Solanaceae
Product: tRNA (guanine(26)-N(2))-dimethyltransferase 1
Biological process (GO): tRNA N2-guanine methylation
Cellular component (GO): nucleus
Molecular function (GO): tRNA (guanine) methyltransferase activity; RNA binding
Source: RefSeq, a predicted model, not a curated record